GCAUGUGCAAUUAAAUAAGCAAGCACAAAUGACCAUAGCUAAUUAAGAUUAUCAGCGCCAUUAUUCUUAUGGGAAAUAAUCUGGUUUCAUCUCCGGAUCCGGCGGAGGCCGGCAGCUGUCCUGCAUCAUCAACGCCACCUUCUUCAUGGCAGCUGAUGAGAUUAUUCAUCGCCGGAUCAUACUCGUCCUCCGCCGACGACGCAAAACCGACAACGUAUACAAAAAUACUCUUGGCGUCAUCCAUCGGAUUGUUCAUUGCGGCCGCCGCCGUGCAUUAUCGCCUCCAUAUCAUCUGCCGUCGCCCCGACCGGAAAAUCGUGCCGAGGUUAAAGCUUCUGCCGGAAUCCGGCCAGACCCUCAAGCCUGAAGGGUUUCCUCAAUAUGUAGCUAGGCAGAUGGGAUUUAGUGACAAGAGAGAGUGCCCAACUUUGUGCAAAUUAGCCUCAGAGUAUAUAAUAAAGGCAGAUGGUUGUGAGGAGGAAAUAUACAAUUUCUUUGCCAAUGAACCAGCUGCUGAUUCCCUGUUCAUUAAGCUUGUGGAGGAGUUUGAGAGGUUGAUUCUCAGCUAUUUCGCUUUCCAUUGGAGCCAGGCUUCCAAUAUGAUUAGCCAGGCACUGGUAAGUGCUGACAAAUCUUCUGGGCCGAAAAAAAAGCUGAAAAAUUUUGUAAUGGAAGCAACAAGGGAACAGAGAUUUGAGAGAGUGACAAAGAACUUGAAGGUGGCAAGAGUGUUCAACACCUUAGUGGAGGAGAUGAAAGCCAUAGGGCUAGUGGCAGCAGAUGAUUCCAGGUGUACGGAUGUGAUGGUCCCUAUGGCUCACAAGGACAGAAGCCCUGUCCUCCUCUUCAUGGGCGGUGGCAUGGGUGCCGGCAAAAGCACUGUUCUCAAGGACAUCCUCAAAGAGCCAUUCUGGGUUGAAGCAAAGGGAAAUGCAGUUGUGAUAGAGGCGGAUGCCUUUAAAGAAUCGGAUGUCAUCUAUAAAGCCCUCAGUUCUAGGGGACAUCACCAUGACAUGCUUCAAACUGCUGAAUUGGUGCAUCAAUCGUCCACGGAUGCGGCUUCAUCUUUGCUAGUAACGGCGCUCAAUGAGGGGCGGGAUGUAAUCAUGGAUGGGACCCUCUCAUGGUUGCCAUUUGUGGUGCAGACGAUCACGAUGGCUCGGAAUAUUCACCGGCGACGGUACCGGAUGGGGCACGGUUACAGGGUCGAGGAAGAUGGGAGCGUGAGCGAGAACUACUGGGAGAUUGCUGAAGAACAAGAUCUAGUGGAUGGGAAUAGAAAACGAAGAGCUUAUAGGAUUGAGCUUGUUGGGGUUGUUUGUGAUGCUUAUUUGGCUGUCAUUAGAGGCAUAAGGAGAGCUAUAAUGAGCAGAAGAGCAGUGAGGGUGAAAUCACAGCUAAAAUCCCACAAGAGAUUUGCAAAUGCAUUCACAACAUAUUGCAACCUUGUUGAUGUUGCAAGACUCUAUAGCACAAAUGACAUUGAAGGCCCUGCUAAGCUAAUAGGGUGGAAGGACAAAGACAAGACAUUACUAGUGGAUCCAGAUGAGAUAAAGGUGUUGAAAGUAGUGGGGAGGUUAAAUGAGGAAGCAGAUUCCAUAUAUGAGCUUUACAAACACCCUAAUCCAGCUUAUGAACCAGGCUCUGUUUGGAAGGACAUUGUCUUGUCCCCUUCCAGGUCCAACAUUCAGAAGGAACUCAGAUUCUCCAUUCACAAAAUUGAGACUUCUUCUUCUUCUCCACCUCACCAUUAGUUAGGAUACAUGCCCUAUUCUUUUUCUUCUUCUUUUUAAAUAUUCAUCAUGUCCAUAAUUUAUGCUACCCAUAAGUAGUACAGUAGAUGCUUUAGAAUAAUCAAAUAAUGCCUAGUUAUAGGUGGUAGGUGGGACAAAAACAUUGUCUUUGGAACUUAAGAAAGGGAAACUAUACAA
Messenger RNA from Cuscuta campestris, 1931 nucleotides. The record is from the annotation of a GenBank genome assembly. NCBI's taxonomy places the organism in Eukaryota, Viridiplantae, Streptophyta, Magnoliopsida, Solanales, Convolvulaceae.